AUGGGGGAAACCCAGAGGGAGAUGAUGGAUACUAUCAAGGAAUUAAAAAAUGCCGCCUCUAAGCCAGGUGAAGACGACGACAGGCAUCCACAAGAAGAAUCUGCUGCUGCUGGGAAGGGGUCUGAACAAAAGGGACCAUCUUUUGUUACCCAGGAAGAUGUCGUUGCCAUGCUGGAAAAAGAGCUUAGUCGAAUCCAGGAGGAUUGGAAAUACAUUCCUCAGCCACCAUACCCGUCCAGCUUACUCCAGCAGCCUUAUCCCAAAGGUUACGAAACACCGACCUUUGUUCUUUUCGAUGGGAGGAAGGGAAGCCCGAAGGAACAUGUCAACCGAUUCCUCGAUGCCUUAGGACCACAUGCUGGUGACUAUAAUCUUCAACUCCGCGAAUUCUCAAAAAGCCUCACUGAUCGGGCUUAUACCUGGUACACCACGUUGGCGCCAGGUUCUAUGCGUUCUUGGGAUGACCUGGCAAGCAGGUUUUGUAAAAAAUAUUUUCAGCACGAGGAGAGGGUUACCACCACACAGCUCAACAACACUCGCCAAAAGCAAGGGGAGGAUCCUGUGGACUUUUACGAAGAUUCCGGGACUUGGCUCUCGACUGUUAUGACGAAAAAGAUGAGGAGGCACUUAUCGAGAUUUGCAUCAGUAACAUCAUGGCAGAUUACAGAGUUUACUUGGAGAAUAUUGGCAUCAGUCAAUUUUCUCAGCUGCUGGAAGCAGUAA
Molecule: messenger RNA, 723 nt
Organism: Prunus armeniaca (apricot)
Lineage: Eukaryota; Viridiplantae; Streptophyta; Magnoliopsida; Rosales; Rosaceae
Source: the annotation of a GenBank genome assembly